AUGUCCGGCGACGACGCGAAGCGCGCGAGCGACGCGGCGAGCGCGCGCGAUAAGUUGCUGUGGAUCAUCAUCUACUCCCUGUGCUCGUCGACGAUGCUGGUGAUCAAUAAGCUCGCGGUGGGCGCGAACGGGCUGCCGACGGUGGUGGCGGGCGCGCAGCUCGCGGUGUCGGCGGCGGUGGUCGUCGUGAUGGAAUUCGCGGGCGCGGGAGUGUUGGGACCGUUUGAGAAGAAGCGGAUCGUGCCGUUCGUGCUGUACACGACGAUGUUCGCCAUGGGGUUGUUUUCGAACAUGAAGGCGCUGAUGCUGACAAACGUCGGGGCGGUGAUUUCGGCGAGGUGCUGCCUGCCGCUCAUCGUGUGCUCGAUCGAGUGGUUUUUCAUGAAUCGAGCGUUCCCGAACGCUCGAAGCGUGAUGUCGCUCAUGGGAGUCGUGGUUUCGGCCGGGAUUUACAUCGCGAACGAUACCGGGGUGGACAUUCAAGGCGGGGCGGGGAUGUUUUGGUUGCUCGUGUGGUGGCUGUUGCUCGCGGUGCAGAUGACGUACGGAAAACACCUGACGGAGAACAUCGCGAUGACGCAGUGGGAGCGAGUGUUUUACACGAACGCCAUGGCUAUCCCGCCGACUAUAGUUCUUUAUUACGCCACCGGGGAAAACGAGCUCGAGAUGGAGGAUGGCGAAGGGGCGAUGUUUUAUUUGAUUUUGAGUUGCGUCGUCGGCGUGGCGAUUUCGUACAGCGGGUGGAAGUGCAGAAGCGUCAUCACGGCGACGACCUUCACGCUCGUGGGGGUGCUGAAUAAGAUGGCCACGAUCACAUUCACCAUCAUCGUCUGGCCUAAAGAUUUCUCGGUGGUUAAAACGCUCGCUUUAAUCGCGAGCGUGGGGUUCGGUUUGCUCUACACGGAGGCGCCGCUGCGCAAGCCCAAGGUCGCGGGCGCAGGAACUUCGCCGCUUGGGAUUAAGCACUAG
Ostreococcus lucimarinus CCE9901 is the source of this 969-nucleotide messenger RNA. Its product is annotated as DMT family transporter: nucleotide-sugar. Gene Ontology annotation, molecular function: GDP-fucose transmembrane transporter activity; antiporter activity. The record is from RefSeq and is a predicted model, not a curated record. The transcript has a single exon. Gene Ontology annotation, cellular component: Golgi apparatus. Bases 1 to 969 code for a protein of 322 amino acids. Lineage: Eukaryota; Viridiplantae; Chlorophyta; Mamiellophyceae; Mamiellales; Bathycoccaceae.